CAAGAUCCCGAUCACCCCCAUCCCACACGCGCCAGCAUCCUUCAAACGCGGCGGCAACGUAAAGAGAUAUUUCUCCCUCAGCUGCCCAUCGACAUGGCCCGUCAUCACAAUCCACUAGCUGCCCCGACAGAUAGGCGGAAAAGCUCUGCACAAACAGAUCAAGGGAAACGUCCUCGAGGUGUCAGCAAAGUAAAGGCUCAGAGACCUCUCCGUAGAAGCGCACGCCUGAACCUCGAGCGCAGCGAAAACAUCGAGCAACAAUACUUUUUCCCGGCGAAGAAGACUGCGCGGAAAGACUUGACUCCUCUACAACCUAAAGAUCGAAAGCGAUCGCGUGAAAUCGAGAAUCCACUCGACGACGUCCCAACUGCGCCCCUCCCGAAGCGACCGCGACCGUCUUCCACAGACGUUACGGUCAAGCGACCAACUAGUCGAGAGGCAUCGAUUUGCGACAUCGCGGCACCAAUCAAUCCUAUUGAUUAUUGGCGGAAUGAACAAGCUUGGCCAAAGGAAUACUUUGAGCCGGACACAAUGGGUCAUCUGCUUGCAAGGAAGAAGAAGUCGAUGCCCUCCCUUCGCCGCAAACGAUCCGACUCGGCCUCUCUCGCGACUAGCUCCAACACACCAAGCGAUCAGAAGCAAAGAGAAGAGAAGAGCGCUCAGUAUAAGGAUGUGCGGUAUGAAACCCUGCUCGCGACGAAGGGCAGCUUUAUGGACCCGUUUGAACAGGGUAUCAUAGAUCCAAGCAGAGCCCACUGUCGAACAUUGUUGGAGAAGGAGCAGGCAGUUCCGCAGAAUUCAUUAUUUCGCGAUGAUCUUUUCGAAUCGACAUGCCGGAAGAUGCGAAACCGAAACGAGACUAGAGUUAUCCGAGAUAUCUCACUGUUAAUCGUCCCUUCCGCGGAAACAUUGGCUACAUACGGUGCCAAGCAUCUGGAAAUUUUGAUCGAAAGUACCAACGAAGGCUGGAACAACUCCAUUCCUCUAACUGGGACUCGUCCGCAGCCCGACUACUCUGUGGGAUUCAAACGCGAGGCGUUCACAGCAGAGCAGCUCAACAAACUUUCACCCUUUAUUGGCGACUGGUCCUUCUUCAUGGCCACGUACUACAUGUACUUUCCGUUUCUGAUGUGCGAAGUAAAGUGCGGCGCUGCAGUGCUCGACGUCGCAGACCGGCAGAAUGCCCAUAGCAUGACGCUUGCAACUAGAGCCAUCGUCGAGCUUUUCCGACUAGUGAAACGCGAGAAAGAGCUCCACCGGCAGAUCCUAUCCUUCUCAAUCUCGCACGACCACCGAUCAGUAAGAAUCUACGGCCACUACCCUGUAAUUAACGGGAGCCAAACUACCUUCUAUCGCCAUCCGAUCCGCGCCUUCGACUUUACAGAACUAGAUGGGAAGGAGAAAUGGACGGCGUACAGGUUUACGAAGAAUGUCUAUGAUACGUGGAUGCCGACACACUGGGACAAGAUCUGCUCAGCGAUUGAUGACCUGCCGUCUGAUUUUGACUUCGAAGUCCCCCUACUGGCAGAGGGAUCUGGCCUUUCGCAAGACAUGGAAAGUCACCAUGUUUCGCGAUCGUUCACGGAGCCAGAAUCUUUACCUGGGGACCGUGGCGGUCGAUCGGGGAUUGUUGAUGCAGGAACGCUCACCCCGGACACCUCGUUUACCGGACAAGGAGCAUCGAAAAGGCUGAGAAAUGCCGCGAAGUAGAAAUCCCCGAGCGAGAGCCGCCCUCAACUUUGCGUACGAUCUGUGUGCGAUUGGUACUGUCAAGGAUGCCUUGCUCGGCAAACUUAGGGGGCUGGCAUACACAGCUGCGUUGC
Messenger RNA from Trematosphaeria pertusa, 1823 nucleotides. RefSeq lists its product as uncharacterized. Bases 94 to 1710 code for a protein of 538 amino acids. The record is from RefSeq and is a predicted model, not a curated record. Lineage: Eukaryota; Fungi; Ascomycota; Dothideomycetes; Pleosporales; Trematosphaeriaceae. The transcript is spliced from 3 exons.